Messenger RNA from Cherax quadricarinatus, 2612 nucleotides. It is a transcript of the gene Ubc7, whose product is annotated as ubiquitin conjugating enzyme 7. Gene Ontology annotation, cellular component: endoplasmic reticulum; cytosol. The record is from RefSeq and is a predicted model, not a curated record. NCBI's taxonomy places the organism in Eukaryota, Metazoa, Arthropoda, Malacostraca, Decapoda, Parastacidae.
UGAGUGACAGCAGAGCAGUGACAACAGCAGCGGCAGUGACAACAGCAGCGGCAGUGACAACAGCAGCAGUAGCAGUGAGUGAGGCAACAUGGCUGGCAGAGCGCUGAAGAGACUCAUGACGGAAUAUAAGCGUCCAUGUGUCUGGAUGUGAGUGAUGGUGAUGUGGAGGAGUUAGUGGAGGGGCACAGGGAAGAGCUGACCACUGAGGAGCUGCAGGAACUUAAGGAGGAGGAGCACAAGACUAAGAUGGAUGCACUCUCUUCAGGCUUGGAAGAGGAUAUAGAGGAAGCCCCUACUUCAUUAACAAGGAAAUCUUUGCCAAAUGGAUGGACAUCAAAACCUUUGCAGAGAAGUACCACCCCAACAAAGCCCAAACAAGCCAUAAUAGUAUUAUCUGGAAUGACCAGACAGUGUCACAUUUCCGAAACAUCCCGAGGAGAAGGCAGAAGCAAAGUUCUUUGGACAGAUUUUUAGUAAAAGUCAAACCUGAAUUGACAUUAAACCCUCCUGAAGGAAUUAUUGCUGGCCCAACCAAUGAAGAAAACUUUUUUGAAUGGGAGGCACUAAUCAUGGGCCCUGAAGGAACUUGUUUUGAGUGUGGAGUCUUCCCAGCUAAGUUGAUUUUCCCUCCUGACUACCCUCUGUCACCCCCCAAGAUGCAGUUCACAUGUGAAAUGUUUCAUCCCAACAUUUAUUCUGAUGGUCGAGUGUGCAUAUCCAUACUUCAUGCACCUGGUGAUGACCCCAUGGGUUAUGAGACCAGUGCUGAGAGAUGGAGUCCAGUGCAAAGUGUGGAGAAAAUAUUACUGUCAGUGGUAUCUAUGUUGGCAGAGCCAAAUGAUGAGAGCAGUGCAAAUGUUGAUGCAGCAAAGAUGUGGAGAGAUGACAGAGAACAGUUCAACAAAAUUGCAGAGAGGUUGGUUCGCAAAACACUAAAUUUACCUUAUCCAUAGUGAGGACAAAAUGGUAUAGUACUCGGUUUAAGGGAAAAAUGCUUUGGAUAUGUCAGUCUUGUACAUGACAAGAUUCUUUCAAGUUCUUUUGUGAUUAUAUAUAUGUAUUAGGGUCACCUAUCAUGCCACUGUGAGAAUUAUCAGGGCUUAAUGACAGGUAAAACAACUUAUAAAUUUUCUCGUGCGAGCCUAAUAACUUGAAUUUUUUAAGUGCCUUGAUAUCCUUGUGUUGUUUCCUCUGACAGUUCCACCUUUAAUUCAAGUGAAAGUGAUUUACUGUAUCUGUUUAUUCUCUCUUCACCCUUGUACUAUCCCAGAACCCCAAAUGUCAUCCACUUCUUUACUAUGAAACACUGACCCACACAGGUUUAGUGCUUUAAAUUAAUAUAAUGUAUUACUGUACAUAUUAUAUAUUGUAUAUAUAGUGAAUAUGCAGAGUGGUUAAUUUUCAAGUAUCAUUUACUUUAUAUAAUUAAAAAAGAACUAGAAACAAGAUAAUUUGCCAAAGUGAUAUUCUGACUAUUUUCUGUAAACAGCAGUUUGUUAGCAUAAAACCGGUACAGGUAAAGUUGUAUUUUAGAUAUGAAAUGUGAUUAGAUUAGUUAACCUAAAAUUCUUCCAAGGUAUGAGUUUAUAAAUAGCUCAUAAUUUUGUAUUGUUAAUAUUCUUUUUAAUCCCAAAUGUUUUAAAUGAUAUUUUUAUAAGAAAAGAUGGUUUGGACAGUUCUGAUAUAUAGAAAAAGUGAGAAAAAGUAAUAUAGCAUAUUUAAUUUGUGUGUCUUAGUCUUAUGAGUUUGAACACAAAGAAAAAAUUGAGAACAAGCUUUUAUUUUGAGGCAGUGUUUUUGUGUGCAGAGCUUUUAUCAAGUCAUGAACAUGAAGCUUUAUGCAACAAAAUAGUCCCAAUAAAGGAUGGUUCUGCAACUUGGAUCUUUGUGGUCAUACUUAUUGACAGUAGAGUAUUUCAUCCAUUGUAAUAGGUAAUGAACUAUCAGAUACCUAAUAAACUUGUUUCUAUAAAAUGAGAUCUGUAUUUUGUAUUGAUAGGUAGUUAUCUCUUUACAUCAUGGUGUAGUUGUCAUUGCAAUUAUAUGGUAAUGCUUAAUCUGUUCCUAGUCUCGGCUUGUUUAUGUACAAUAUUUGACUGAAAUUAGUACAUGUUAGGUAUUGGUUUUCACUUUAAAAUGGUUUAGAAAAUUUCACAUGCAGAAACCACCUAUUGGUAUGCUACUUGCAUGCAGUGGUGUGAUAACUAAAAUGUGGCCUCGUCCACUUUAUGUAAACAACUUUUUUUUCAGUGAACGAAACUGGACAGUCUUCAGUAAGCUCUACAACUCAUAGCUUAGCAAUUUUUCACAAUGAAUGAACCCUUGUUCACCAUAAUUGUUUUUUCAAUUUUAAUAUUCAUAGUCAAGCACUACACCUGUAGGAAUCAUACAGCCCCUGGGAAAUUGGAGGUAAUCAAGUUUAAUGCAAAGGGAUAGGUGUUUUUUUAUAGUCUAUUCUUCAACAUUGCAGUCUGCCUGAACAUCAUAUACUGGCAAAAAAAUAAAUUCCACCAGACAUGAGUGUCCUAUCUUCAUCUUGUGUACACCUCCCCACACCAUGAAAUAAUGUUAAAAUAUUAUGAAUCCUUGAUUAUAAUAAACUGUUUCACCAA